AGCAAUCAGAGACAGUCUUUGAUUCCUUCAGAGUGCGAAGAACUGAGAAAGAAGAGGACAGACUCCCACAUACAUUCGUACAUACUCAAUUGGUGGUUUGGGAGCAGAGAUGGUUGCGGAAGAGAUCGUGGUCUGCCUCUCAGGAGGAGCUCCAUGGGGAUUCAGACUGCAAGGAGGAGUGGAGCAGCAAAAGCCUCUACAGGUGGCAAAGGUACGCAGGCGCAGCAAAGCGUGCCGAGCCGGACUGAGGGAGCACGAUGAGCUAAUUGCCAUUGGUGACCAGAUGUGUGCAGACCUUACACAUGCUCAGGCCAUGAGUAUAAUAGAUGAAGAGACUUCCACACUGAACCUGAAAGUUAGAAGGAACCUCUCUGGAUUUACCUCUUCAUCUUGCGCUGCUCGCUGUACAUCGCCUCGAUCUUCCAUCAAGGUACUGUCUCCUCCUGCGACCCUUCUGAACAACAGUUCCUCCUUUCUCUCCCCCACUGAGUUAUCCAGGGGAGUUACAUCCCCCCCAGACAGCGAGGCAUACUACGGUGAAACAGACAGCGACGCAGACACACAUUCACAGACGCACCAUCGGCGUCAACGCCGACCAUCUCCUCAUGCUCGCUCACCUUCGCGUUAUGACAACCAAGAAGAGGAGACAUCAGAAAUGAGCGGGUAUGAAAGUGCCACAGACACAGGAUUUACCACCCAAUGGCAUGUUCAAGGUCUCACCGGUGUCCCUCGGAGAGAGCUUAUCUACCUGCCCCACCAAUAUGAGAGAAAUACUUCUGCUCACACCCUGACUCCUCGCACCCUCACACCAACCCCUGAUCAGAGCCCUGUGGAUGUAGAGGGAGAGGGAGACAGUGGUUUUCAGGAGACAGGAGGUUGCACUGCACCAGCCUGCCCCCCUUUGGUGUCUCCAGAACGGGCCAAAGAGGCCUUAAAGUUGGGCUCUGGUCAUCAUCUGGUGCCCAUGGUGGGACCACAGCUCACCCCGGUAAACGACGAACUCUACACCACCUACAUGCACAAAGCUAGACAAGCCAAGUUGCAGCGUGGGGAGAGUGUGGUGGAGAAACAGGUGAAAGAAGCCCGCACUAAAUGCCGCUCCAUUGCAUCAUUGCUGACUGAUGCUCCAAACCCCAAUUCUAAAGGGGUUCUUAUGUUUAAGAAACGCCGGCAGAGAGCGAAGAAGUACACACUGACCUGCUUUGGGAAAGCUGAGGGAGACAGAGGGGAGACAGAGGGGGAGACGGGAGGUGAGACAGAAGAGGAAGGAGGAGGAAGCUCAAUCCUAAGUGGCUCAGAGGUUGAGGAAGAAGGAUUGUCGGGCUCUUUUGACUCUACGUGGGAUUCAGGUUAUCUUGAUCUGCUGGACAGGAGAAGCUCUGCCUGCCCAUCAACAACACCAACUACUCCAACAACAGCAAGCACCAAUCACAGCGCAGCGGUGGACCUCUCAGCUUAUCUAACACCAGAACGUUUGACUUCUGGAAAUCAAAGCUCAGGGUUGGACAUCUCGGGUUUGGUGAGUUCAGCCAGUGACAGCUUCACGAAGCAGCCCAUCAGUAACCAGAUGUCUCCUCCAGCUGUGGCUUUGACUAACGGGGGUUCAGUUGCCGUAAGUCGGGCAAGUGUUGUUCUGAGCCCACCAUCCGAGACACCCAUACAAAGUCAAAAUGGGCUCCAGAAUAAUUCUGAUAACACAGCUAGCAUAGACUUGAUCAGCAACUCCAGUUUUAAUCCUAAUCCCAGCAUUCUGAACCGCACUGCACGACCUUUCACCCCCGGCUCAACCCCAUCUCGUGCAUCUGUGACGUCUGUAAUGUUUCGGCCUCCCCAACCCAAACCCACACCACUUACUAUGGCACCCAAGCCUGUUUUAGCAGUGUCCAUGAUGACAGUCCCACCAACACAACCUCCACCAGGGCCAGAUGAAAGGAGAGCGGUGUCCAGCACCUCUCUGUACAUCCCUGUGAGAAAUAACAACAGUAACACUUCCCCUUCGAUUUACCCUCCUCCAUCAGCUCGUUUACUGUCUUUCUCUCCUCCUUCAACAUUUCCCUCUCUCCCUGCAGUGAAUGCUUCAUCCUCAUCCCUGCUCUCACCAACUACAGAUCAAAAUUCUCUGAUACACCCAUCUACUGCAAAACCCAUUUCUCCUCCAUCUCACCUUUCUCCUCCUGCUUCCAUCACAUUUACUUCAGCUCCACACAUUUCCUCAUUAAAUCCCUCUUUUGAUUUAGCUAAGGACUCAUUCCCUGUACCUCCUCUCACUCAGCCCUCUCCAUCUCCUUCUGUUCACCCGUCUAUCAACCCGACCGAUGCAGUUUCUUCUACAUUGCCUCCCCAAGCUCCUGCACAUGACUCAAUGGCCACACGAGAGCAGCGCAUUUCAGUCCCGGCCGCUCGCACCGGCAUCUUGCACGAUGCUCGUUGUCGUAGCAGCAAGAAGCCAAUGUUCAGUGCACUACAGAGCAAAGAUGUUUCUCCCAACCCCGACUUGCUGUCGAUGGUGCAGAACAUGGACGACCAUUGUGGAAGAGCCCCAUGUGUUGAGUCUGUAGUAGCACCCGGUGGGGAGGCUGGUCAUGAGUCAGGGCCUGAGGAGGACUGGUUAAGGCUUGGGGCAGAGGCUUGUAACUUCAUGCAGACGCAGCGAGGCCCAAAGCCGCCUGCUGUAGCUCCUAAACCACAGACUCCUCAGGUUAUGCAGCUCGCCGGAAAAGGAGGUCAGCUUUUUGCCCGCAGACAGAACAGGAUGGAUAGGUAUGUUGUAGAGCGUUCUCCAUCUGUUGCUGUGGCACCCUACUCUCCGGCUCAGACCAGGGAGCCCUCACCAACACCUUCCCUUCCUGCCGCAUGGAAGUACUCGCCCAACAUUCGUGCUCCCCCUCCGAUCAACUACAACCCCCUACUGUCUCCUUCCUGCCCUCCAAAGGCCCAGAAGAAACUUGAGGUAGCAAAGUCUGGUACAACUAAAUCUAAAGGGAAAAAAGCAGGCAUCAAACCUGUUGACAUAAUGAGCUACCAGCCUUACCAGCUUAACUCCUCGCUGUUCAGCUAUGGAGGUGGGAUUCCCCAGGAUCUUUCCAAUACUAAUCAGCAGAGAGGUGGUCUUCAAAAGACAGCUCGAGUCUAUGAGGUAAAGCGCUUCUCAACGCCGCCUCCGACUGCCACAGGACCCACCCCUAAAGUUAUUGUACCUCGAUCAGCCACAACACUUGGAGAACCACUGAGGUACACCGACGAGUUUACCCCACCCACUACUGGAGGCGUGCUGCACGAACAUCACCAGACUCUGCACCAGCCCAUCCAGCCUCAGUGGGCCUCUUCACCCCUGUCUUCUCCACUGCCUCCAGCCCCCACUGCCCCGCUUCCUCAGCUUCCAACCUUGUCCUCACCUCCAGUUUCAAUCCCGGCCCAGCCUCCAAGUUUUUCCCAACUUCAGCCCCCUGUUGCUCCCCACUCCAACAGGAGUUUCAAGAGUGCCCCAGAUCUAAGUCCUCUGGGUCCCAGUAAUGCCUCUCACCGGUCUUCCACCUCAUACCAGUCACCCAGCAGCUCUCAACCCCCUAGGGUCCCCAGGCCACGGUUCAGCACUUCUAACUUGGGUCUGCAACCUUGCAUAUGGCGCCCUGGAUCCACCACCAACUAGACAGAUCCUCAUCUGGACAUGAGAAAUAAACACUGUGGGGGACUAGAGAAAUAAUUUAAAAUCCUCUAAAAUUACCUAUUAUUUUUAGUAAUGAUAAUAUUGAGGAUUUUUAUUAAUUCAGCUGCACAUUUAAUCACAGUAUCUGUUUGCAUCAAAUUCAUGUGUAUCACAUUUAAUUACUUACCCAGCUCUUGUUUUUCUCAUCUAGAGAGGUUGUUAGAGAAAUUCGAAGCAAAGCUUGGUAAAUAUCAUGCAGAAUGAUUUGAGUUUAAUGAUUGAAAAAGUGGAACAGAGGAUGUGCAAUGGUGGAUAUGAUUGAAGAAAGAUGUAGCAGAAAAUGAGGAAACAUGUACAGAAAGCAGGGAUGAAGCAGCAUGACUGAAAAGAAACAUGUUUCAAAGAUGCCAGUUAGACACAUACCUUCACAAUCUGCAACAUUCUGCCUGUUGCAAUCACAUAAUAGCACAUUUAAAAAUGUUUUCUUGCAAUCAUUAAAUUUUAUAUAGUUUUGAGUAUUUAAGUUGAGUAUUUAAGAUCUUUGUGUGCUUUGUUGUAGAGAAACGCCUUUGCUGCAGACUUGGCUGUUGAUAUAGAACAUGAAAUACAGCAAGUAGGUACAACAUGUCUGUUUAGCUGGGAUUCUUUUUCACAGAAACAUGGGGUUAAACAAAAAUAGACAUGACUCACCUCAGCUGUCACUCUGUCUCUCCCUGAGCCACCCGCAUUGUCAACACCCAUUCCUACACUGACCUGCAGUAUGUCCCACAGCCAUUAGUCUCAAAACUGUUGGCCUCUUUAGGGCAUUUGAUGACUCUUCUAUAGAUCCACAUGUGUUUGAUACCAUGCUGAUAAAUAAAGAAAACUAUUUUGAUUAUGUUCCAGCUUUUACCACAUGGGGGCGUUGUAGGAUUUGUCAAGUCACGUUACAUUUUUAAUGUUUACUGUUUCCUCCCAUGUUUUGUUCAAGAUUUAACAGUCUCAGACUGUCGCUGACACUGCAAUAAUAUUCAUUUUCCUCACUUAGUUUAUUUCCUUACAUCUUGGCUGUACAUGCAUGGAACAUCUGGACGUCCAAGUACAGUGUCUCAUGAAAGUGUUUACACCACUUGAACUCUGCUUCUACAAUUUCCAACUGCACAAUGACAACUUCAAGGCAUAUUAUUAGAAUGUUAUAUAAUAGAUCGCCACCAACUGGUUAAUAUUGUAAAAUACAGAGAAAAUAAAGCAUGGUUUUCCCUUUUUUCAAAUAAAAAAAUAUUGUGUGUGAAAUA
This is a messenger RNA of Girardinichthys multiradiatus, 4920 nucleotides long. RefSeq names its product synaptopodin 2-like protein. Bases 110 to 3649 code for a protein of 1179 amino acids. The transcript has 5 exons. Lineage: Eukaryota; Metazoa; Chordata; Actinopteri; Cyprinodontiformes; Goodeidae. The record is from RefSeq and is a predicted model, not a curated record. Gene Ontology annotation, molecular function: actin binding. Gene Ontology annotation, biological process: positive regulation of actin filament bundle assembly. Gene Ontology annotation, cellular component: Z disc; nucleus; actin cytoskeleton.